This is a messenger RNA of Coffea eugenioides, 756 nucleotides long. Its product is annotated as cysteine proteinase inhibitor 4-like. Lineage: Eukaryota; Viridiplantae; Streptophyta; Magnoliopsida; Gentianales; Rubiaceae. The record is from RefSeq and is a predicted model, not a curated record. Bases 74 to 556 code for a protein of 160 amino acids. The transcript is spliced from 3 exons. Gene Ontology annotation, molecular function: cysteine-type endopeptidase inhibitor activity.
UUCUACAAUCACAACCAGUUACAGUAAUCUAUUAGCAUCCUCACUAGCUAUCAGGUAGCUCCCUAAGGAAAAAAUGACUGAAGUCACAGUCAACUACAACUUCAACAUAACUGAAGUCGCAGCCAACAUGGCUGUGGAGGGAUUCCAGUCGGCUGAAGUGGAAGCUAUAAUGAAGACUGCUGGAGACGACAUGAUAUGGAAUGCAAUUGAAGAUACCAAGGACAUGGACAUGUGCGAUGAGGACUUCUUUGUCACUGGUGGUGGAAAGGAUACCAAAUUAGUAGGCAUAGCUGGUGUUCCUCUUCCAAAACCGGUGGACAAGACAAGCCCUCAUGUGAUAAAGAUCGCACAAUUUGCAGUGAAAAAGCACAACGAGAAGGCUGGGACCAAGCUGGUAUUCAUCAAAGUGGUUGGCGGCGUGAAGUGGAGCGCCAUUGCUGGCACUUUCUAUGCACUUCAGAUUGAAACUCAGGACUCGAAGGGCACAUACCGCGAUAAAACACUGGUUGUGGAAGCCGUAACUGGUCACAAGAAACUCAUCUGGUACAAGCAUUAAUCAAGUGCUACUCUCCAACUGAUCAGGAUGAUUAAUGUAUUGUACUAAGUACUUUAAUUAUCUGGUCUCUGUAUGUGGUUAAGUACGUACUAGGUAUGCUGAGAUGCUUCUCCCUAGUACUGUAUUGGAUAUUGAAGGUGCACUUGUAUCAAGAAUGCGCCAUUAUUAAAUAAAAUCUGCUGUCUAUUUUUAAGUUCAUA